AACAAAGAACCCCGACGUUAUGAAAUGAUGGUAUAAACCACAAUACCUAAGAACAUGAUCAUCACAACAGCAAGCUGUUUUUGCAUGAUGAUAAACAAUCUGCAUGGGUAGUAAUGCAAUAACAUAACUGCCCCACCCCCAAACUCCGAUGGCCGGUGCUUAUGCUAUGCGGCAUCACAACGGCCAUUAUCGCGUCACUCAGUAUUCGGGAAUACUGAGUGUGAAAAUUACAGUCAUCCAAAUAAUUUUUGAGUUGCAAAACAUUGUGAACCAGAAUUUUAGGAUGGUGCAGAUUGUUGUCAUCGGGUAACUUUUACAUGAUCUGGAAACAGUGCUUCAAGACUAAUCUGCGUCACAGAGCCGGAGUCAUCGGUCUCAGCGUUGCGCUGAGGCUGCAAGAGGACGGCCAACAGGUUACAAUCGUUGCUCGUGAUCUCCCAGGCCCCUUCGAGACCAUUGAUCCCCGGCUACAGAUUAAUUAUACCUCACCAUGGGGAGGUGCGCACAAUCGUUGGGUGCCGCCAACAAAUCUAGUGGAACAACGUGAACACCAAAUGGCGCUGCAUACAUUCGAGAAGAUGUUGAAGCUUCAAGGAAAUAAUUCGGAAGCUGGUAUCACCUUGAUGCCCGGCAUCGAGUAUCUUGAGGCCCCUAGUCAGGCAUAUCAGGCACUCACGGAAGCUAAGGCAAGCACCAUGGGAUUGGCUGGGUUUCGUUUGCUCAAACCAGAAGAGUUUCCCGAUUCCAGAGUAAAAUUGGGAUUCACAUAUGAUACUUGGUGUGUAAAUCCCAUGGUAUAUUGUAGCUUCCUUCUGCGAAGGUUUGGUUUUCGUGGAGGCAAGGUGCUGAAGCAAGAAAUCCGAGACCCCGCAGAGGUCUUCACCAUGAAGGAAGUCGCAAAAGUGGACUUUGUCGUGAACUGCUCCGGCGCUGGCUUCAACGACGGCAACAUGAUUGUUACAAGAGGACAAACAUGCUUGGUUGCUAACUCAUGCCCUGCGACGGUCACGCGCCAAAAUGCUGAUGGAUCCUGGACUUUUUCUGUACCUCGAAAUUUCGAGGGAGGCACAAUCAUUGGGGGCACGAAAGAACCUGACAAUUGGGACCCAGAACCAUCGUCACAGGUGAGGGAAACCCUCCUGAGGAAAUUCGCGGCGACGUAUCCUGCAAUCCUUGGAACGGAAGGCAAAAUGACGGUUAUUAAAGACAUUGUGGGAAGGCGUCCUACUCGGAAAGGUGGUCUACGAUUGGAGACAGAAAAAUUGCACAAUGGAAAGCGUGUCAUUCAUGCUUAUGGACUAGGGGGAAGAGGCUACGAACUCAGCUGGGGUGUCGCUGAGGGGGUUGCAGACUUACUUGCUAAGGAGCUGCACUCUACAUCAAACCCUCAGGAGGCUUUCGUCAAAGCAAAUCUCUGAGGCGCACCUUUUGGUUGCCAAUGAUUCGAUCUCGCGAUCUCUCCGUAUGGUAAAGAUAAAGUCAAAAAUCGUAUUACUAGCCGACUCCAUCCAUAUUAAAGACUUAUGCUCGCAUUAAGCUUAGGCUUGCAUGUCAUU
This is a messenger RNA of Truncatella angustata, 1556 nucleotides long. RefSeq names its product FAD dependent oxidoreductase-like protein. The record is from RefSeq and is a predicted model, not a curated record. NCBI's taxonomy places the organism in Eukaryota, Fungi, Ascomycota, Sordariomycetes, Amphisphaeriales, Sporocadaceae. The transcript is spliced from 2 exons. Bases 318 to 1418 code for a protein of 366 amino acids. Gene Ontology annotation, molecular function: FAD binding; D-amino-acid oxidase activity.